Lodderomyces beijingensis is the source of this 1260-nucleotide messenger RNA. Lineage: Eukaryota; Fungi; Ascomycota; Pichiomycetes; Serinales; Debaryomycetaceae. The record is from the annotation of a GenBank genome assembly.
AUGAGGACUAAACUGGAGCUGCUACCGGCCUCGUCGCUGGAAAUCAAGAUCCCGCCACAGGAAAUCAAAGACACGAUUGACAAGUGCGUGACUUACAUCCUCAAAAACGGCCCUUCGUUCCGGGACCGACUAUUGAAAAACAACCGAAACCAGCAUUUCAAUUUCUUGCUUGAUGAGAAUGAGUAUCACGGGUACUACGAAUGGAAACUCGCCAACACCGCCGCUCCAAAAGACCUCUCCCAACAGCAACAAGAUGACGAACAACAACAGGAGGAGGCAGAACCCCUGGAUAUCGCGAUUGAGCAACCGCGAGAGCUCCCCUUUCUCAUCUCCACCUUCCCCAUGCUAACCCAGUACGAUCUCGACGUGAUCAAAGCCACGGCACUCUACAUCCUGAUCAACGGCACCGCGCGCAUCCCCGAGUUGAUCCAGCACCAAACGCACCUCCACCAACACGCGCAAUUUGAGUUUCUCCACGCACACCACUCGCUCCACCCCUUAUUCCAAACGUACCUCCGCCAAUACAAUUUGGUGCAUGCAAUGUAUCACGACCAGCAAGCGCCAUCACGCGUGCUUUUAUCUCGCGAUGUCGCGGAGCUGAAGUUUGCGGUGUUGACGAGGGGAUUUGACCGCGCGCAGUAUUGCAAGAUGCAUAAAGUCAAAGUGCAGCGAGAAGCGGAUCAAAAGCGUGCCAAAUGGGAACGGUUUGCGCUGAUUGAGUGGCUGGAUUUCGCGAUUGUGGAUGCCGUUGUGUUUGAUGCUGUGGAUGAGGUGCGUGAGUUGGGGGUGCCUUUGUCACGGGACGAGUUGAUGCGCAGGUCGCUUGCUUCGCGGAGACAGGAUAUCACUUUGACCAAAGCUAAGCCAGCGGAACGCGAGGGGGAGACGAAGGGGGAGAAGAAGGAGAAGGGGAAGGAGGAGGAAGUGGCGACGCCGCCGCCGUUGAAGGGCAUGAAGAUCCGCGCUGCUGGAACUACACGAUUAAAGAAAACGGCAACAGCGUCGGCAUCAGCCACGUCGACGUUGAGCGCCACGGGGAACGAAAACAAAAUCAAGUGUCCCAUUACUGGCAAAUUGGUUCUUGAAUCGCAGUUUGACUCGCACUUGAAGGAGUUGUUGCGUGAUCCCAGCUACAAGCAACAACAAGAGAACUAUUUGCGGAAAAACUUUAGCUACGAGUCCAACGUCACUACUGAUCAAGUGGUGGAGAAUAUCAAGCGGUUGAUGAAGAAGCGCAACUUGCAAGAGAGUGAUUCAUGA